Molecule: messenger RNA, 2695 nt
Organism: Arachis ipaensis
Lineage: Eukaryota; Viridiplantae; Streptophyta; Magnoliopsida; Fabales; Fabaceae
Source: RefSeq, a predicted model, not a curated record
CACACCACCAUUAUAUCAUUAUAUGCAUUGAAUACUCUGUCAGUCAUCCUUUUGAUAUUUGAAUACUCUGUUUCAUCCUUCAAAGAAGAAUAUAAAAAUGAAGUAACGUGCAAAGCCAGCUAUGCACUGCACUGCUUACAAUUAUUUUAUGUUACCACGUGAUGCCAACAUCUCUUUGCUGUGUGCCUAUUGCAAAAUACCUUGCAAGCAUCAUUGCAAUAUUGCUCUCUCUUCCUUACAUUCUAAUCAUUCACUGAUUAAUUUGCUGUUGUGAUCUGUAUCAUAUCAUGGCUGAAGCACUUGUUGUUGGAGCUUUAGUUUCUGGCUUCGCCAAUGUUGUUCUUGACAGGCUCAUUUCACCUGAGUUUGUCAACUUGGUGGUGGGCAAGAAGCUGGACCGGAAGCUGGUUGAGAGGCUCAAGACUGCUAUCUUGGCUGCCAAAGCUCUCGCUGCUGAUGCUGAGCAGAAGCAGUUUGGAAACGAACUCGUGAGGGAGUGGCUUGAUAGUUUCAAGGAUGCUCUCUACACUGCUGAUGACUUGCUGGACCGUCUCUUUAUCAAAGCUGAAAUUCGCAGUAAGGCACGCAUUCGUCUUCCUCACUUCCUUGAUUUGCCUCAUAGGAAGUCUAAUAGGGAGAUGAUGACUAAGAUAGAAGAGGUGGUUGAAAGAAUAGUAGAUCUUGAGACUCGCAAAGAUACCCUUGGUCUCAAAGAGAUUCCAACGGCUAGCUCCUCAUGGAGACCUCCAACCACUUCUCUUGUCAAAGGGAAUGUGUUCGGCAGGGAUGCUGACCAACAGGCACUAAUCAAGAUGCUCAAUGACAACAAUCAUCAUAACUUGUCUGUCAUCUCUAUUAUUGGUAUGGGAGGGGUUGGUAAAACUACUUUAGCACAAUGCCUGUACAACAAUAAGGAUUUGAUGCACGGGGUUGAUCUGAAAGCAUGGAUUUGUGUUUCUGAAAAUUUUGAUGUUGUUGACACUACAAAGAAUGUUAUAAAGGGGAUCUCUUCAGGUGUUUGUAGUCUUGACGGCUUUGAUUUACUUCAACAACAUUUAAAGGAAAAACUGUCAGAAAAGAAGUUCUUCAUUGUUUUGGAUGAUGUUUGGAAUGAAGAUGCUGACAAGUGGAAUAGUUUUAUCACCCCUUUUCAACAUGGGAGAAAGGGAAGCACUAUUCUUCUAACUACCCGCAAGGUAAAUGUUGGUCCAAUAGUUCACUAUAACUCUUAUGCUCUCAUGGGACUGUCAGAUGAUUAUUGUUGGUCUAUUUUUACGGAUAAUGCAUCCUUUCCUGAGUCAAAUGGGAGCUCGGAACUGGAAAGAAUAGGUAAAAAGAUUGUCAAGAGGUGUGAUGGCUUACCGUUAGCUGCAGAAACACUUGGACGCUUGUUGCGCUCAGAGCAUCGUGUUGAAGAAUGGAAUAAAAUACUAUUGAGUGACAUCUGGGAAUUUCGUCUGGCAAAUUGUAAGAUUGUUCCUGCAUUGUUAUUAAGUUACCAUCAUCUGCCUACUCAUUUAAAACGUUGCUUUGUUUAUUGUUCAUUGUAUCCCAAAGAUCAUAAACUUGAUAAAGAUGAAUUAAUCUUGUUGUGGAUGGCUGAAAACCUUUUACAACCACCAAGGAGGGGACAGACAUUAGAAGAAGUUGGUUGCGAGUGUUUUAAUGACUUGGUUUCAAGACUAUUCUUCAAGCAGGUCGAGAAUGAUGAUGAGAAGUAUUUUGUGAUGCAUGAUCUCAUGCAUGACUUGGCAAUUUUUCUUGCUGGAAAAUUUUGUUGUAGACUAUCUGAAGAACUUGGUGAAAAGGAAGAGAUGAGUAUUUUAACUCGUCAUUUGUCAUGCGAUAAUUCAAUCCCUAAGAAAACAUGCUCCUCUAGUAAAAUAAAAUCUUUGAGGACAUUAUUAUGUAUCAAUCAUGGACGUUUAUUUAGGGAAGAAGGCGCAAUGUUACCGUGUGACAUAUUGUCAAAGAAUAAAUACCUGAGAGUUUUAUCCCUUGAUAUACCUAAUGUAUUUCCUGAUUCAAUAGGUAAACUGAUCCAACUGCGCUAUUUGGAUCUUUCUUGGAGUGAUAUUGAGGUAUUGCCUCAGUCGUUAUGCAACUUUUGCAAUCUACAAACUUUAAAGUUAGUAGGUUGUUCAAAGCUGACUAUGCUGCCCAAUGGCAUGUAUAAUCUUGUGAAUUUGCGGCAUCUUGAUAUAAGGGGUACUCAUUUGAAAGAAAUGCCAAAAGGAAUGGGCAAAUUAAAACAGUUGCACAUUUUAAGUUACUACAUCGUAGGCAAGUCUGAAGACAAUGGAAUCCAAGAGCUAGGAGGGCUUUUAAAUCUUCGUGCAUCACUUCAGAUUUGGAAAUUGGAGAAUGUGGUUGAUGCCAAUCAGGCAAGGAAUGCAAGGAUAAUAGAUAAGAAGCACAUUGAGUACUUAAUACUGAAAUGGUCUUCAGGUGAUGAUAUGGUUUCAAACACACAUACUGAUGGACAAGAUAUUCUCCACGCCUUGCAACCGCACCAUGUCUUGAAAAAGUGUUGAGAAUCAAGGGAUACAAAGGUAAAAUGUUUCCAGAUUGGUUGGGGCGUUGUUCCUACAGCAAUAUGACACAGGUAUCUCUAGAGUAUUGCAGGAAUUGCUACAUGCUGCCUUCACUUGGACAGCUGCCAUCUCUUAAGUCCCUAAGCAUUCAAGGUUUUCGU